AUGGAAGCAGAAGCAGAAGCAAAUUUCUCACCAGCAAGAAGUCCUCCUCUAAGACAAGCAUCUCAGCACAGUUUCUACCUAAGCCCACCUCCACUCUACAUUGAGCACCCUAAAUUGUCCCCUCCCAGCUACCCCGGCAUAUCACCCAGCAGGGACACCUACAGUGCGUUUAGCCCCCCUGUUUUCUUUCCCAUGCUGGGCCCCAGUUAUACCCAAAAGGAAGGAUCCCAAAAACGCAAAAGAACUCCUUUUAAAAUGGACACCCAAGGAGGUGAAUCUCCUGACAGAAAAGCAGAGGAGGCAGACGAAAGCAGCAGUAAGAAGACGGUGCACCUCUCCCACAUCCGCUUCUCCCUCCCGUCUCGCCACAUUCCUUCCCCAUCUCCUAAGCCCAUCCCUGGUAUGAUCGAGCUCAACAGACUGCAGCUUCAUCACAGAUCACCAGGUAUGAAUCUACCUGCUCAGGUGAAACAGGAGCCUUUCAGUCCUUCCCCUGUUUGGCCACCCUCUCCUCUCCUCUUGCACCCUCCGUACUUCCCACCUCUCCACCACAGCCUCCUCCCAUACCCCUUCUUCAUGCCCAGCCCUGUCAUGCACCUCUCCCCUGGUUCUUUCUACCCAAGAGAGGACCUCCGCCCCGGGCAUCGUGGCCGUGACGGACCUCCUCGCAGUGGGACGACUAGUGCUGAAAAGCUGGGUCUCAACAUCCACGUGGAUGACAGCUAUUAUGUAGAUGUGGGUGGAGACCAGAAGAGAUGGAAGUGUCGUAUGUGUGAGAAGUCCUACACCUCCAAGUACAACCUGGUCACGCACAUCCUUGGGCACAACGGCAUCAAGCCACAUGGAUGCCACCUGUGUGGGAAGCUGUUUAAGCAGCUGAGCCACCUGCACACACACCUGCUCACCCACCAGGGCAUGAGGCCCCACAAGUGCCAGGUGUGCCACAAGGCCUUCACUCAGACCAGCCACCUGAAGAGACACAUGAUGCAGCACAGUGACGUAAAGCCAUACAGCUGCAGUGUGUGUGGCAGAGGUUUUGCUUACCCCAGUGAGCUUCGCGCCCAUGAGCUGAAGCACGAGAAAGGACAGGAGAACAUAUGUGUGGAGUGUGGUCUGGAUUUCCCCACGCUGGCCCAGCUAAAGAGGCACCUAACCGCCCAUCGUGGGCCCACCUUGUACAGGUGUGCAGAGUGCCAGAAGACUUUUCAGUACCCCAGCCAGCUUCAGAACCACAUGAUGAAACACAAAGACAUCAGGCCGUACAUCUGCAGCGAGUGUGGGAUGGAGUUCAUCCAGUCACACCACCUGAAACAGCACACUCUCACUCACAAAGGGGUGAAAGAGCACAAGUGUCGCAUCUGUGGUCGUGAGUUCACCUUGUUGGCCAACAUGAAACGCCACGUCCUCAUCCACACCAACAUACGGGCCUAUCAGUGCCACAUGUGCUUCAAGAGUUUCGUCCAAAAACAGACUCUCAAGGCUCACAUGAUCGUCCACUCUGACAUCAAGCCCUAUAAAUGCAAGCUUUGUGGGAAGGAGUUCAACAGGAUGCAUAACCUAAUGGGCCACAUGCAUCUCCACUCAGACAGCAAACCCUUUAAAUGCCUUUACUGCCCGAGCAAGUUCACCCUGAAAGGAAACCUAACCAGACACAUGAAGGUCAAACACGGUGUCAUGGACAGAGGGCUGGAUGAAAGAUUGUUUCGUCAAAGAGGACGAUUCUGCUUGUCCACUCCCAUGGGCCUCCUUACCCGCUUCAGCCAAAAGGAGCCGUUUGAUCUUUCCCAGAAGCCCCCGGGCCUUCCCGGCCUCCGUCUCUCCCAGUCGGAUGGCGAGAGCGUCCCUGGAAGCUCGUGUCAGGAGGAGGAUGAGGAGAGUUUGUACAGAAGGAGCCAGUACAGCCCUGAGGUGGAUCCGCAUGAGCCGGCAGGCGAAGACCAGUACAUCCCUGAGCUAAAGAAGAGAGGGCAGGGGUCUCCAGCUGAUCUAAGGUCAGGGGACAAGCAGAAACCCAGGUAUCAGCAUAGUUUAGAUGAACAGACAUAUGAAAGGGAGUUAGGAGCAGAUGGGAGGGACAAGGUGCCCCGCUUACAGUCAGAAGAAAUAGCCUAUGAGUCUGGUUUAGAGGUGGGUCACCAGGUGUACCAGCAUCCAACAUGCCGUAGAAAGUCUUACGUUUAUUACUCCGAUUCAGAACUAGAAGAUGAUGAUGAUGAGCCAGAGCAAAGCAAACAGCAGACUGAUGGCUUGUGUGAUGAAGCAGAGAGGAACCAGAGCAGAUCACAUACAGGUGAAAUAGUGGAUCAUUUGCACACAAGUGAAUUCAUGGGAGUUACCGGUUCACAGGAGGAAAAACAAGACAAAGAAUGAAAUGCAGGGUUUUAGGCAAGCCUGGUGGUCUUCUGACAGGAAAGUGGAAGUAAAAUGUGUAGGUCUAUAAAAGAUGUGGAAUAGAGGUGAGCACAAAACACAUGGUGUUUAUCAAGAGCAAAAAUAACGAAGAAGUAACUGAAAUACAAAGCUGUGAAGCAUAAAAUACAGAACAUAUCAUACACUGAUAAACAGGCACUGAAACCAGGUUCAUUUACAUUUUAUGAGUGAAUAAAUGUGAUUGGGUUUGACUUUUAUAUGUAAAAAAAAACAUUUUUAUUAAUUAUUUUGCAUUACUGACUCAAAUAUGUUAUUCUGCCUUAACUCUUUUAAAUGUGUAAAAAUAUGAUAUAAUAAUCAAGAAUGGGAAUUUGCUCAAACAAGUGUGCAUGUUUUGUGUUUUUUUCUGUGUGUUGUUUUGUUUCUGGGACAGUGUGCUGUUAACAGACAUGCCAAAGCUUGAGUUUCUUAAUUCACUGAGUGUCUUUAUGAAAUAAACUGUGAUUCUAAUGUUUAGAUUAUUUUUAUGUAUCUGCUUUUGUUAGAUAGUUUUGCAGGGAUGGCUGUGUUUCUAUUGCAUGGCGGUGUGAUGAAUGGUCAUCUGAAUGUGAUUCUGCUAAAUGAAUACACAAAUAAAAGCUU
Messenger RNA from Etheostoma cragini (Arkansas darter), 3012 nucleotides. It is a transcript of the gene znf366, whose product is annotated as zinc finger protein 366. Gene Ontology annotation, biological process: regulation of transcription by RNA polymerase II. Gene Ontology annotation, molecular function: RNA polymerase II cis-regulatory region sequence-specific DNA binding; DNA-binding transcription factor activity. Lineage: Eukaryota; Metazoa; Chordata; Actinopteri; Perciformes; Percidae. The coding region runs from base 1 to 2370 and encodes 789 amino acids. The record is from RefSeq and is a predicted model, not a curated record. The transcript has 6 exons.